AUUUGACAGCACGACCACCUCGGCUUUGACCUUCCUCAAAAUUAGCGAAACAUGAAAAGGGAUCGCACGCGCCACUCUUGGAACCUUCCCAUUGCCCCGCGUCCCACGUAUCCCCUCACCAGCAGCCGGGCGUCGCGUCGCCCGCCACAUGGCGACGCGGCGAGGGAUUGCGUUGACGUCAAACGUCGAGCGGUCCUGCGAGCGCCCACCUGUCACCUCCCCGUCGCUCCAGUACAGACUCGCCAGCAAAGUUGCGGCUCCCGCUCUCCGGAACCGCCACGCGUCGAGCACCCACCAACUUCUGCUACUCCCACUCCUACUCCUCCUCCUCCCCCCAUCUCUGUAUAAAGCGUCGCCGCGACCGCGCCGUACGUCGGCGUUGCUUGUGUCGACAUGGUGCGAAGUGACGGAGCGGAGGAGACGAGCGACGGCUCCGACGCGCGGGGGGCUGUCUCGCGAGCUUGUCGCCGCCGUUACAAGGGAGUGAGGAUGCGGAAGUGGGGGAAGUGGGUGGCGGAGAUACGGCGGCCCAACAGCCGGGACCGCAUCUGGCUCGGCUCCUACGUCACCGCAGAGGAGGCGGGGAGGGCCUACGAUGCCGCCGUGUCCUACCUCCGGGGGCCGUCCGCCCUCCUCAAUUUCCCCGACGUGCAGCCCGAUAUCCCCUUCUCGGCCGACAGAGGAGGAGUCUCGGCUUCCCAGGUCCAGAUGGCUGCUGCUAGGCAUGCUCGUGGCCAUGGAGUGGCUCCGCCUACGGAGACUUCUACGCGCACCGGCGUGGAGCCUUGCGGCGGCCGCUCGCCAGAUGUUCUGCAGAUCGCUCCAGAAAGCAGCGGCUGCGGCGGAGAGGGCAUUAGUGCGUUCGCGACGGACGGGUGUUACUUUGGGACGGGGCAUGGAGCUUUCGGGUCUUAUGCAUUCUCUCUGAAUCCGCCCUGAGUUUUUCUUUUCCUCUCUUGUUUCGACAUAUUUACAUAUUUAGCAGUUGUGCAGUUUUGGCGUCUAUGAAAUCCACAGAGAACUCCUUUUUUUCUCUUCUGUAAAGUUAAGAUUCCAACACCGAUCUUCAAAUUAAUCGUGUAUCGAAAAGCCACGGAAAAUAUUUUCUUGUGGGUGACUUUUUAUUUCUUUUAUGAUUCCUUAUACCUUAAUAACACCUCCCUAAACGUAAAACAGCUCACUCAAA
This is a messenger RNA of Syzygium oleosum, 1186 nucleotides long. Its product is annotated as ethylene-responsive transcription factor ERF016-like. Gene Ontology annotation, molecular function: DNA binding; DNA-binding transcription factor activity. Gene Ontology annotation, biological process: regulation of DNA-templated transcription. NCBI's taxonomy places the organism in Eukaryota, Viridiplantae, Streptophyta, Magnoliopsida, Myrtales, Myrtaceae. The record is from RefSeq and is a predicted model, not a curated record. The coding region runs from base 394 to 939 and encodes 181 amino acids. The transcript has a single exon.